Paramecium octaurelia is the source of this 1537-nucleotide messenger RNA. Lineage: Eukaryota; Ciliophora; Oligohymenophorea; Peniculida; Parameciidae. The record is from the annotation of a GenBank genome assembly.
AUGUUUUAUCAAUUUUUCUAAUCCAAAAACAAUCCAUCACUCUCUCGUUUAAGUGCAAUUAAAACAACUGAAAGAACCUAUGAUGCAUUACAGGUAUCUGCUAAUGUCUGUAACAAUCACGAAAGAAUUGUAACAGAACCAUCCACAAACGAUUGCUACUUGUUAAAAAAAUAAACAUUUGGUUCGAGACAUCAAAAGAAUAAACUCAAUAUUCUUAUAAAUAAUAUUCAAAAUACAUUUAAAGAAGAAAUCGAGAAAAUCAAAGAAGAAGCCAAAUUAAAAUUGGUUGAUCCAUAAAUACAUAUGUAAUUAUAUGUUUUUUUGAUUCAUUUAGUUAAGAUAUUCUCUCAAAUAGCAAAGAAGACGUAGAACUUUUGAUCUACAAAUUAAAAAAGAUAUUGAUUAACAAAUCCAAACGAGCUUUUUGUGUUGACAUUAUUUAAGAAAUCAAUCAUUUCAUAACAAAAUUAAAAAAUCUAGGUAUCCAUCAUAUUCACAAUAUUCCAAGAUAUCAAAAUCCUUGUCACUCUAACACUUGCUAAAAUUGCCAAAUAUUACAAUCUCUUGUAUUACUCUAUUUCCCUUGCUAAAAAUGCCAAAAGAUUGUCAGACUCAGAAUCUCUACUCAAAUACAAACUUAAAGCAUACAGCAUUUUAUCUUAAUGUUUUCUUAAGCUAAGACUUAAAUAAGCCAAAAUCUAUAUCACCAAAUAUUUGAUGUGCAGUUGGAAACUAAAAUUAGUCAAUUCUGAAUUCAAAGGCUAUGAAUAAUUAGGGAAAUAUUAUUAUUAUGAAGGCAACAUCAGAAUGGCUUAAUUGUUCCAUGACAGAAUGCUAAAUGGCGAAUCUUUGGUAAUCCUAUCCUACUAUUCAAUCUAGAAAUUUGAUUCUUCUCUUAAAAGGCUAGCUAUUUCUAAAUUUGAGCAAGGAUCCAUUGGAAAGAGUAAGAAGGAUAAUCACAUAAUUGAUGAAAAUAAUUUAGAUAUUUCCUCAGAUGACGAACCUUUUGAAAUUAUCUUUAAUUAAGACUCAAACGAUGUUAAAAUAAAUACAAAUAAAAUAGUGGCUUCUUAUCGAAAAAAAAAUAGACUACUAAACUUUUCAAUAAGACAAUAGCCUUUAUAUAACAAAACAACUAUCAAAAAAGCUUAGCAAGAAGUCAAAAAUGCUAAUCUUUUUAUUAGGUAUAAUAAUUAAUAAUAAUGAUAGGUCUCCCAAGUAAUAGAAUGUAAAUUCGUUGUUUACAGAAUAAGGUAAUUUGGAUUUAUAAAAACUCAAAAGCUUGCCUCAUUCUCAUCUUAGAUUAGGAGAACUUAAAACUCCUGUCAUGUUAAAUCAUCUAAGUCCAAAUAGAUGUUUAGUCAAUUACCAAUCAUUAGAAUUGAAUAAGUCACCUCAGUCUAAUAGGAAGGCAGAAGAAGUUGAUCUGCUUUUUGAUGUCGGCGAUGUUCAUAAGAUGUCCAAAAUCCUUAACAAAAUAAUCACUAUUCUUACUAAAAUAGAUGAAUGGCUUUAAAUACAGAAUGAAUUAUAAUGA